Molecule: messenger RNA, 1245 nt
Organism: Acanthosepion pharaonis
Lineage: Eukaryota; Metazoa; Mollusca; Cephalopoda; Sepiida; Sepiidae
Source: the annotation of a GenBank genome assembly
AUGAUAGCAGACAGUGGAUGGACACGUGCCCUUGUUGAAGAUGAUGUAGCCUCUUCCGGAACUGUAGAUUCAUCCCUGUCGGCAACCAAUGUCACUAAAACACGUCAAGCACAUCAGAAUUUCUCUGCAAUGGCAAUCGACCAAGCCCAUGAACAAACCAAUGCCGUCAUCAAAGGGGACGCGGGAGCUGUUGGUCUGAAAGAGGAUCCAUCAGCUCUUCGGUGGUGGGUGGUGGCUGGUUCAGAAAUUAGCAAAUUCGUUACUGACUAUGAAGCCGUAUCGGGAAGCAAAGAGGCGAAGAAAGGAAGUCAUCAGCAUGACCAGUUGCCAACUGCUCAGAAGGCAUUCUUUGAAAAGGUUCAGCGGCUUACAAGUGUGAUAGAAGAAAUGGGCAAUCCAUUUUCAGAGGAGUCCACUGAUCUACUGUUGCUUGACAUAACGCCUAGGACACCGAAGAGGCUUGAAGAAUAUGCCAGACAGGAUAUUCUUCCUAAGGUGCAAUACCACAGUAGCAAUUACAAAAGGACAGAUAUCAUUUUUGAUGUCUAUCAUGAGUCUAGUCUGAAGUCUGAAGCACGAUCAAAACGCGGAAAAGCAAUCAGGAGGAGAGUAACGGCAAAGGGCAAAACACCGACUAAUUGGAAGAGCUUUCUAAGAGACAGCGCCAACAAAACAGAGCUGUUGAAUCUCCUUGUAAUUGUAACACGAGAGGAAAAUGCUUUACCAAGUUCCAGCCAUCCUGAUACUAAGAUAGACGAAUUGGCUCCUUGCACACAUGAAGAGGCAGAUACCCGGAUAUCUUUGCAUGCCUGGAAUGCGGUUAAGGAUGGACACAAGUCUCUCAUAAUGGAAGCUAAUGACACAGACGCUGUAGUCAUAGGCUUAAGCCUGAUGUCUUCUUUCACUGCAAUGGGCAUGGAGAAAAUGUGGAUCGCGUAUGGCAAGGGAGAGCACUCUCGAUGGAUCCCAAUACACGACCUUGCAUCUUCUUUGGGACCAGAAAAACCGAAGGGAUAUUAUUCUUCCAUGCGUUUCGCUGAUGUGAUAUGGUAUCUUGAUUCAAUGGCAAAUGAAAAAAAAACAUGGCAGACAUGGAAUGUUUGCAACGAUGCCUCGGCUACAUUUCGGAAACUCAGUCACUAUCCUCCUGAAAUUAAUGUGUCUGAUCUACAAGUUCUAGAGACAUUUGUUAUUCUGAUGUACGACCAGUCAAGCGCAGCUACUACAGUAGAUGAAAAAGGUUAG